Molecule: messenger RNA, 570 nt
Organism: Paramuricea clavata
Lineage: Eukaryota; Metazoa; Cnidaria; Anthozoa; Malacalcyonacea; Plexauridae
Source: the annotation of a GenBank genome assembly
AUGCAAGCAGACAGAAGAAAAAUUCCUGGUCAUACCCUUGCAGAAUUGAAGAAUCUAUGGCACGAAGAUGUUACGCAUGAAGAAUCCAAAUCCUUAAAAAAAUGGGAAUCCAAGCAAAUUUGGCUCGAGAAGUAUGAAACUGAAUUUAAACAUGAGAGCUUCCUGAAACCCCCAAGGAAGUACAACGAGAGCAAACCAACGGGAGAUUUGCGACAACAAGGUCGGCGCGGUAUAAUCGACAAUACGCAUUUACAAAGCAUAAGUAAACAGCUAAACCAUAGGAGAAUGAAUCCCAAACAAUUCCAGAACAACCGUCCCGAUGAGAGAAAGUCUGCAAAAUUUGCCCACAAUCGACCCAGAUGCAACGUAACCGCAAUUAAUAAGGAGAGAAUAGGACAAAACCGAUUCCAGCACAACAACACACGCAAUCAUCAUUCCUCCUCGUUACUGCAUCACCAAAUGACAUAUGCUGAGGUCGCGAGAAUUCCUCCAAGAUAUAAUCCACAGCAAGGAAGUACCUAUACAUCGUUGAUGAUUACGAAAGAAUCCCAAGGAACACUUCUUUUUUAG